Molecule: messenger RNA, 985 nt
Organism: Astrephomene gubernaculifera
Lineage: Eukaryota; Viridiplantae; Chlorophyta; Chlorophyceae; Chlamydomonadales; Astrephomenaceae
Source: the annotation of a GenBank genome assembly
AGCGGGACCAUUUUUGGAUAUGGCUAUUGUGUGAUUGCUCCCUAACAUCGUCCAACUAUUUAUCCCAAUGAGGUUGAACUUGUACGAAGCUUGCAGAAGUUAGACGCGCUGGGACGGAAUAUACAUAUUGUAUAGGAUAAUACCGAAGAUAAGGCUCCAUACAGAUGCAACUUUGAGUAAAUGUCGACCAUGGUUAAAGUCUUUGUAGGGCUCGUGGUAGUCACGUAAUAAUAUUGGCGACUGGUUGUGUGCUAAGGUGGCAAGAUCAAGAGGCCUAACUGGAAGAUGCAGCAUAGAUACCAUGUCCUGUUCCAUACCGGCGACAAUUGGGGACGCGGUUGUGCAUCAAGCGUGGCCUUCGAGGUCUUUGGAAGCCAGGGACGCCUGCUUUCCAGCCAGUGUGCUAAAAAGGAGGUUGCGCCGGUCACAUGGAAUCGAGCGCAGGUUGCCUCCAGGCAUGCAGCCGCCAGGGCACCCCGCGGUGCUGCUGGUGGGGGGGAAGCGGGAGCUGGACGGGGCGCCGACACGUCCCCACCGGGUCGGCUGUUGGAGCCGCGUCGCAACGUGUUUGCGCUGUUCUCCAAGUGGCUGCUGUCCUCCGGCGGCGGUGCGCAGCUCAAAGCGCUUCUGCAGAGCGUGGACGGCUCCGCUGACGGCGUGCUCAGCAUGGAGGAAGUGAAGCAGCUGCUGGCAAAGGCCAUUCCCCGGGUGUCGGACCUGGAGACGCAGCUCUUCUCCGCGAUGGUGGACGUGAACGGUGACGGAGUGAUCAGUGAGGAGGAGCUGCGGCAGAGCCUGGCGGACUGCGCGGACAUUGACUCGGCGGUGGUGGGGGGCGGUAACCCGGGUCUGGCUACAUCGGCAACGUCUGGUAGCCCUGUUGGCGUGGGGGCCGUAGCGACCGCCGCGGCUGCUGUUGCUGGCUCCAGUGCCCAGAGCAGCUCCGGUGCUGCCCCACCCCCCGGCGGCGGGGGCAGCAGCGGAG